Rhea pennata is the source of this 959-nucleotide messenger RNA. RefSeq names its product potassium calcium-activated channel subfamily M regulatory beta subunit 4 (gene KCNMB4). The transcript is spliced from 3 exons. Gene Ontology annotation, biological process: potassium ion transport; detection of calcium ion. The coding region runs from base 1 to 636 and encodes 211 amino acids. Gene Ontology annotation, cellular component: membrane; voltage-gated potassium channel complex. The record is from RefSeq and is a predicted model, not a curated record. Lineage: Eukaryota; Metazoa; Chordata; Aves; Rheiformes; Rheidae. Gene Ontology annotation, molecular function: potassium channel regulator activity; calcium-activated potassium channel activity.
AUGGCGCGGAGCCGCCCGGCCUACGAGUACACGGAGGCGGAGGACAAGAGCAUGCGGCUGGGCUUCCUGCUCAUCGCCGCCGGGCUCCUGUCGCUGCUGGUGCUGGGCUUCUGCUGGCUGCGCCCGGCGCUGCAGGAGCGGCGCGGCGGCGGCGCCGCCAACUGCACGGUGCUGGCGGUGCGGCAGCUGGGCGAGCGCUUCGCCUGCACCUUCUCGUGCGGCGCCGCUUGCCGCGGCACGGCCCGCUACCCCUGCCUGCAGGUGCUGGUGCGCACCUCGCGCUCCGCCGCCCCCGCGCUCCUCCACGAGGACGAGCGGCAGCUCCGCACCAACCCCAAGUGUUCGUACAUUCCUCCCUGUGCAAGAGAUGAUCAGGAGAACUCUGAGAACGUCACGUACAAGCAGAAAUACUGGAAAGAGAAAGUGGGUUCGCAACCAUUUACUUGCUAUUUUAACCAGCACUUAAGGCCGGAUGACGUAAUGCUGAAGCGCACCCACGACGAGACUGUGCUCUUGCACUGCUUCCUCUGGCCCCUGGUGACGCUCGUGGUCGGGGUCCUCAUCGUGGUCCUGACCAUCUGCGCGAAGAGCUUGGCUGUGAAAGCGGAGGCAAUAAAAAAGAGGAAGCAUGCGUAAACAGAAGAGGGGCUGAAGGGAAAGAAAAAGUUGCAAGGAAGUCGCAAGCGGGGAAACUCGACACACCUGCGCUUCUCCGGGGUGCCCAGAUGUGCUUGUUUCCAGUGUCGCAGCUGAUCGUGGAGCUGCUGUUGCCUGAGGAUUAGUCGUGGGAGACCACCCUACGAAAUGUCAGCUCAUUGCUGCUUCUGCUGUGACAAUAAAUAAGUAUACUCCACCGAAAGAACCUACGCCGUACCAAACGCGCCGUACUCUACUACUCUUGAACAACAGCUACCCGGGCAUUGAGAGACGGUUUCUGAAAAUCCCCAAUUUCAUCUCUG